AUGAAGUUUCACAAGUGGGCAUCAAGCGAUAAAAGCGUGCUGGAGUUCCUGAGAGCACGGAUAUUUGAUCCACUGGGGAUGUUGGCACCGUUUACUAUCCGUGGAAAGGCAAUAUUUCAAGAACUGUGGAAGCUAAAGGUCGGAUGGGACGACGCUUUACCUGCGCAGUCGCAAGUAUCCUGGAGCCACUGGGGUUCUGAACUGUCUCAUCUUCAAGAGGUUCAAUUACCAAGGUAUUAUGAAGCGAAUGGGGUCGCCGGCGUCAGACACGUCGAAAUACACAUCUUUUGCGACGACAGCCCGACCGCAUAUGGGGCAGUGGCAUACACAGGCAUGGAAGACAAGUCUCUGACGAGAAGCAGUGCGUUUCUCAUCGCAAAGUCAAGACUCGCUCCUCUAAAGGCGCAGACGAUACCUCGACUUGAGCUGAUGGCUUGUCUCGUCGGAGGAAGAUUGUUCGCGUACCUGAAAGCAAAGUUCGAAGCAUGUCCCACGCAAAUUCAUUUCUGGACGGACUCAAAGAUUGCGCUCUGUUGGAUACAAGGGGACGCCAACCGCUGGAAGCAGUUCGUUCAAAACAGACCAGCGGUGGUGGACGGGACCAAACUGGAUUUCGUGCGACCAACGCCAAUCCCUACGUCGAGCAUGGACAGGGAAAAUUUCAGGAAGGUAGAGCCGGAAGAAAAGGUCUCACGAGACGUGAUUCAGACGCUAACCGCAACAGUUGGGGAAAUCGUCGACAUGAAGAGGUACAGCUCAGCAAAGAAGCUACAUCAUGUGGUAGCCUGGGUCUUGCGAUUCGUAGCCAAGCUGAAAAAACGGAGUGAGGAAGGUGGACCUCUUGGCUCAGAAGAGGUACGAGAAGCCGAAAAUUAUUGUCUGAAGAUCGUGCAGCAGAACGCGUUUCAUGUAGAAAUAGCAGCGGUUCAGAGCCAAAGACCGUCGCCUGCGAAAUCGCCCCUACAAGGGUACAGUCUGUUUUUGGACGGCGAAGGGAUCCUCAGGAUGACUGGCAGACUACAAGAAAGCGAUCUACCCUACGCUCAAAAGCAUCCUAUUGCGCUACCAAAGCAGGAAUCUUACUCUGAAACUAUCAUCAGAAAGUGCCAUUUGGAUGUGUUACACGGCGGUUUGCGAGAUACCCUAGUACAAGUGCGAGAGAAGUACUGGAUAGUACGUGCUAGGCAAGCUGUCAAGAAUAAGAAGUUGGGUCGUAUGUCAACGAUACAAUGCGCAGGCUUCAAGACAAACCCCAGCGCCGCAGCCAGCGUCAAGGGUACCGCAGUCGGAGCUGUUUACAGUUACUGGACUCGACUUCGCAGGACCACUGAUGGUGAGGACGAGCCGAUCAACGAGGCAGAUAUACUUCGUUAUAUUCGUAUGCGCAACAACGAGGGCGGUACACCUGGAAGUAGUGCAGGAUAUGGCCACGGCAACAUAUUUUUGCUGGCUUUCCAAAGGUUCGUUGCACGACGUGGAAUACCGAGCAAGGUGUACAGCGACAAUGCGAAGACUUUUCAAAAGAGCAACGAAGAGUUGAAGAAAUUGUGGAAAAUUGUAACUGGAGAAGGUGUCAAGGAGAAGAUCGCUGACUGGGCAAUUGAUUGGCGAUACAAUGUUCCGUACGCUCCCUGGUGGGGCGGAUUUUAUGAGCGACUCAUCAGAUCCGUCAAGGUGGCAUUGAAAAAGACCAUCGGCGCAAGGUGCCUGAACGAGACAGAGCUCACCACUAUCGUUACCGAGAUAGAAGCUGUUAUAAACUCGCGGCCCCUCACUUUUGUUUAUGACGAUCAAGAGAUCCGCCCAUUGUAUCCUGCAGCGUUCCUUACGGGAAAAAGACUAACGAUGCUACCAGCUUCUAACACAGGCGACAUGCCGGAAAGCUCAGCCGACACCAUCCAACGUUGCUGGAGGCAACGAGCGGAAAGCUUACGUGCUUUCUGGGAGAAAUGGUCACGGGAGUACCUUACAGAAGACGCUUUCAAAAAUGACCUGAACGAGCAAGAGCUAACGGACGAGGACUACCAGUGCGCCCAUGACAUUUUCGAUUUGUUCGAAUGUAAGGACCUCCGCGGUUACACGCGUCUCUACGUCACGGUCGAAGCCUGUCAGCUCUGCGAGAUCGUGCUCUAUUUAGACGGAUAG
This is a messenger RNA of Ornithodoros turicata, 2145 nucleotides long. RefSeq lists its product as uncharacterized. Bases 1 to 2145 code for a protein of 714 amino acids. The transcript is spliced from 4 exons. Gene Ontology annotation, molecular function: nucleic acid binding. Gene Ontology annotation, biological process: DNA integration. Lineage: Eukaryota; Metazoa; Arthropoda; Arachnida; Ixodida; Argasidae. The record is from RefSeq and is a predicted model, not a curated record.